CACAGAAGUAUUUUCUAAGAAAGCAGUGAUUCAAGCAGUUGACAGCACUCAAGAUUGUAAAAAUCACCUUUGAUCUUGGGAUUAAAGGUAAAGCUGGAAAAGGAUUUUCAGACAAGAAAAAGAAGACGUUUGGAGUUGGACUCACAGGAUCUGGGCUUGGAAAUGCCUCAGCCUAGUGUAAGCGGAAUGGAUCCGCCUUUCGGGGAUGCCUUUCGAAGCCACACCUUUUCGGAGCAGACUCUGAUGAGCACAGAUCUCUUGGCAAAUAGUUCCGAUCCAGAUUUCAUGUAUGAACUGGAUAGAGAAAUGAGCUACCAACAGAAUCCUCGAGACAACUUCCUUUCUCUAGAGGACUGCAAAGACAUUGAGAACCUGGAGUCUUUCACCGAUGUCCUGGAAAAUGAGGGGACUUUAACUUCCAAUUGGGAGCAAUGGGACACGUACUGUGAGGACUUGACGAAGUACACCAAACUCACCAGCUGUGACAUCUGGGGGACAAAAGAAGUCGAUUAUUUGGGUCUCGAUGACUUUUCCAGCCCUUACCAAGACGAAGAGGUCAUCAGUAAAACUCCAACCUUGGCCCAGCUGAACAGCGAGGACUCGCAGUCCGUCUCCGAUUCCCUUUAUUAUCCCGAUUCGCUCUUCAGUGUCAAACAAAACCCCCUGCCCUCUUCUUUCCCCGGCAAAAAGAUGACCAGCAGAGCCGCGGCCCCUGUGUGUUCUUCAAAGACUCUCCAGACCGAGGUCCCUUUGUCAGACUGUGUCCAAAAGGCAAGCAAGCCUACUUCCAGCACACAAAUCAUGGUGAAGACUCACCUCUAUCACCAUGAAAAGGUGAACUUUCACGUUGAAUGUAAAGACUAUGUAAAAAAGGCAAAAGUCAAAAUCCACGCCGUACAGCACAGCCGGCCCGUGCUGAGCCACACCCCCCCAGACGCGGCCAAGGAGAGCACCUGCUACUGUGGGGGAGUGGCCAGGAGACCAGAGAAGAAAGGGGUGGAGCCUCUCCAGGGCCACGCCACGCCCACUCUGCCUUUCAAAGAAACCCAGGAACUAUUACUCAGUCCCUUACCACAAGAAGGACCUGGGGCUGCUGCCACCGGAGAGGGUAGCAGCCUUUCUGCCAGCACUUUGGUUUCCGAUUCAUCCCAGAAGAAAGAAGAGCACAACUAUUCACUGUUCGUCUCUGACAACUUGGGGGACCAGCCAGCCAAAUGCAGUCCCGAAGACGACGACGAUGACGACGACGAUGUUGAUGACGAGGACCACGAUGAAGGCUUCGGAAGCGAGCACGAACUGUCUGAAAAUGAAGAGGAGGAGGAGGAGGAGGAGGACUACGAAGACGACAAAGAUGAUGAUAUUAGCGACACAUUCUCCGAACCAGGCUAUGAAAAUGACUCUGUAGAAGACCUGAAGGAGAUGACUUCCACCUCCUCCCGGAAGCGAGGGAAAAGAAGAUAUUUCUGGGAGUAUAGUGAGCAGCUUACGCCGUCCCAGCAAGAGAGGAUUCUGAGACCCUCUGAGUGGAGCCGAGAUACACUGCCAAGCAAUAUGUAUCAGAAAAACGGCUCACAUCACGGAAAAUAUGCAGUAAAGAAGUCACGGAGGACUGACGUGGAAGACCUAACUCCAAAUCCUAAAAAACUGCUCCAGAUUGGCAAUGAAUUACGGAAGCUGAACAAGGUGAUUAGCGACCUGACUCCCGUCAGUGAACUCCCCCUAACAGCCCGGCCAAGGUCAAGGAAGGAGAAAAAUAAGCUGGCUUCCAGAGCUUGUCGGUUAAAGAAAAAAGCCCAGUAUGAAGCUAAUAAAGUGAAAUUAUGGGGCCUCAACACUGAAUAUGAUAAUUUAUUGUUUGUAAUCAACUCCAUCAAGCAAGAGAUUGUAAACCGGGUACAGAAUCCAAGAGAGGAGAGAGGACCCAACAUGGGGCAAAAGCUUGAAAUUCUCAUUAAAGAUACUCUUGGCCUCCCAGUUGCUGGGCAAACCUCAGAAUUCGUUAACCAAGUGUUAGAGAAGACGGCAGAAGGCAACCCCACCGGUGGCCUGGUGGGACUGCGAAUACCAGCAUCAAAAGUGUAGCCAGCCCUACUGGACCACUGGUCAGAAGUGUCUGUCUCUUUGUUUUUCUCACGUUAUCCAUUGUAUAUUUUCAUUCUGUUUUGCAUGUCAGUUAGCAUUAUGUAAACAUUUAUGAUUAGGUUACAUUGUUUUAAGAACUUGUAGCAUAAGUGAAGCAUGAUCCAAAAUACUUGAUUAUUGCAUUUCAGAACAUAAACCUCCAUUACACCUGCUACUGGCAUUAGCAGUGGAGCUCACAUGCUAAGUAAACAUCAAGGUGUAAGUUGCACAUACGCAUUGAAGGGAAAACAUUUUGGGAGGGUGCAUAGCUCAAUAUAAUGCCAAGCAUGAUGGCAGGUUUAUGCUCUGAAUCACUCAAAAAUGUUACAGAAGCAUUUUUUUAAACAGUCCAUUUAGAUUGUUUUUAGAAUUAUUGCUUUCUGUCCUAAUUUUCCACAGCCAUUAAUCUCACUUGUACAUGGCUCACCCGACACUCAUGUUUGAGUGCCAUGGUAGACGUUCAACUCCAGAGCUCAAUAUCAUAUAUAAAUAUAUAUCUAUAAAUAUAUACAGAUGUCUGUGCAAGUAAGAAAAAAGCAUAUUCUUUGUGCCUUGUAUUUUGGGAAACUCUAAAACUGGUAAUAUUUUGUAUGAUGAAAACCCUUAACGAGGAAAAAAUUAAGAUAUAUAGAUGGAAAACUUAUGGGGUUUAACUGUUUUUUUUUUUUGUUCCAAACUUUUUCAGAUUUUUUGAAUGUAUAUAGGACUAUGUUGAAAUGUAGAUAUAUGCCACAGAGUCUUUGUAUUGUAUAUAUAAAAAAAAAAACCAACAACAAAAAAAAAAAGAUGGCUCUAGAAAACUCCUAUUUCGGUACUUGACCGGAAGAAGACAAAUACUUGCACAUUAUUGCGAUUGUUUUAUUUUUUUGUACCAAAGACAAAUGCAACUGAUAUGGCAAACUGCCAGUCUAAGUAAAGUUUUGCACAGCUUACAUGAUACUGUAUGAAUGUAUGAAAAAAGGAGCAAAACCUAAAAGGUCAGGGUUGGGAUCUUACUGAACUGUGAAUCUUACUUCUGUUUGGGUCCAAUUAUCUAUAGAAGGAGCAUCCGUACAUACAGAUAUAUUAUUUUGCUGUUCCUCUAGUUGCUUCCAUAAUAGGUAAGUUGGUAGCCAUUUAGUUGUCUGUAAGUCUUUUUAUUUCUGCACUUAACUGUAGGAAAUUUUAAUAUAUUUCAUUUUAUUAAGCUAUUGAUAAAGUUUUUGACUUUGAAGAUGACAAAGUUUAUUUAGCUUAUUGUAGUAUACUUCCACCAAACAACCAAAAUACAGAUUAUUUUUAUUGUAUUGUGUGUAUAUAUAUAUAUAUCUGUAAAGAGAGGAAAAAAAAGCUAAAACUAUCUAAUUCUUUAGUUGCCACUUUUCCAAUCGAUGUAUUACUGUGCAUGUAAUAUUUUCAAAGAUCAACACAAGCUUACAACAGAAACAGAAAACUUUAUAGAUUUUUAUAUUUUUGUACAGGUAUUUUCAAACUAGCUUCUUCAAACUUACAUGUGACUUAUUCUUCUAUAGUUUCUAGAACUGGGAGACAUUGACACAUUUUUAGUUUUUAGGUGCUCUUUUUUGGCUCACAUCGAACAGCUUCUGUAGUCCAUGUAGCCAUGUUCGAGCUUUACCUCUUGAUGAGAAUUCCUUCUGUCCAGGCAGCAUUAUAAACCUACCCCACAGAUCUUUCCAUCUGUUCCUUCAGUUUACUCUCAAAUCUUUUUGUUUGCUCCGAAACCUAGUGGUUUCCAACCUGUACUUAAAAGAGAGGGGGAAAAAGUAUCACACACACACACACACACACACACACACACAGAAACAGCAAGAAAACCAAAAAAUUUCAGACCUAACCACUGGGAAAACACCUAUCUCUCCAUUACCUGAUGGUAGAAUUUACUGUCUUCAUUUUCCUUUCUUCCUCCUCCCGCUCCCUUCUUUCUCUCCAUUUGUAAGCGACAGCACAUGAAGUUACAUAGCACAUGAAGGUUCAGUUCUAGAACACACAAUAACAACCCAACAGGCCCUCUAGCUUCUUUGAUAUCUGGAGAUAAAAACUGAGGAGGAUUGGUUUGACAUGAUAGCUGAACUAUAUAACCCUCAAGAUUGUCCUCCAUGUUUAGUGGCAAUGCGCCCGCUCGUGCGUUCACAUUGAACGGAUGAGAAGGGCAAAUCUCAGUGGCUGACCAGUUCAAGUUCAUCAGCUCACUGUUUUCCUUUCUAGAUGUAAAAAAGGACAAAGUACAGGAAAAGCUGGUGAGGUUUCCACAGCGUGUGUAUCUGGGAAAUGGGAAAGUGUUCCAAAAUGUGACAGUUUUGCAGUCAGCUGAAAAUCACUUCGUGAUACAGACAUUCAGCUGACGAGGUUUAUAAAAUUGCCCCCUUUCUAGCUGCUCUGUUAGAAAUUCUGGUUUUUUGAUACUUUUUUCUUGUCUGCAAACCAGAAUUUGAUUUUUUGGUCUUGCAUUUCAAAAACAAAAAACAAAACAAAAAAAAAAAAAGACUUUGAAUCUGUUUAGUAGAUUCCAUAGCCUUGCAUUUCAGUGUUUUUAUAUGUAUGACUUAAGUUAAAUAGUUCAAAGCUUUUAAAUAGUUGAGCUUUUUAAUGUUGACACUUUAUUUUGUACCUAUUUAUAUAUGUAUGUAUAUCUUAGAAAAGCACUUUGUUUAAAAAAAAUUUGCAUUUUAUAUGAUUCCUGCCAUUUGCUGCUAACUCUGGGCUGGUCAGAAUGCUACACUGAUACUUGAUCUAAAUAAAAACCUGGCAGUAAAAUGUAGAGUGGAAGGUGAAUGCUCUUGUGAUCUUAACUUUAUCUUCAAGAUGACCCAAGCAAGCUGUGCAGCUUUACAUUUUAACCAGGGGACUCUGUGGCAUUUAAAACCGUCUAGAAAUGGUUGUAUUUUAAUGCCAGUAAUAAUCUUGCUUCCUCUAUUGUCAUUAAGAUAUGUAUGUUUCAUGUAUUUCACACCCACACACACACACACACAUACAUCUUCUACGGUAAUGUAAAAACCCCAACAGUUGUACAUGUUCUGUUUUUUUUUUUUUGAAAACCGUAGCAUGUAUUUUUGGGUGAUGAUCAAUAGAGAAGAACUCUCUAAAGGGUGUCUUGUGUUCAUACAUGGUAUCCAGGAUCGCUCAUAGUGAAGUCCAGAACCUUGUGAAAUUCACCUCAAACAAACCCAUUGUUCCAAAAGGCAAUGAUACACUUUGGAUUCUAGUACUACUACUACUACUAUGAUUAAAGAGAAAAAAAAAGCAACAAAAAACUUUUCUUCCUAGUUUCAGAUACACUGGAUUUUUUUUUUUUUGUAGAGUUUGUCUCCCUAUGAAAGCAUGCUGUCCAGUUGCUCAAUCUUGUCCAGAUCUUGUCUGGUUACCAAUCGGGCGCCACACGUGCUCAGUCCGACAUGAAUGCUUGUCCUACUGUACCAUGUAUGAUCUCUGUCCCUUCCUGCGACCUUCACGACUGACGAUGACCUGGCUUGAUAUUGUGCCUUACUUGUACAUUUGAAACUAAACACGUCAUUCCCUUCCAUGUCCCUUUCGGUGAGAGAAUCUGAGCUACCACAAAUGCUUCACGAAGGGUUUUCCCGCAGUGAGAUUUCACAUUCCCUCUCUUUGUAGUUCUUUUAUACUUGUAUGAAAGGCCAGGUUUUUUUUUUUUUUUUUGAAUGGUCUUUGAUCUGAAGUGGGGGAAAGAUUCAGUCAUUUCACUCCGUCCCUUCUCUUCUGCCUUUCAUGAAUUUGUUCUACAUCUUUCCGAUGGCUUGACUUGAUUUGCUUCUUAGCAAUAUGUCUACAAGUUCAAGAAAGGUGUGUUCGAUUCAUCUGCUUGAAAUCGACUACUUCCUUUUCCAUAACUUUUUAGGAGAAGAGUGCCCAUUUUUUUUGUUGGUUUUAUACAACAGAUGACAAGUCUCUUUCAAAGAAAAAGAAGUAUAGUACUUUUGAAAUACAAUGCUGUUAGUAUGAAUUUCUUUUAUAUAUAUAUAUAUAUAAUAUUCAGACAAUUAUCUGAUGUUUGCCUUCAUUAAUAAAGCUGUUAGUUUAUUCACCAAUAAUGUCCAGCAUGGAUGUGAUUUUCUUUACUUCCAUACGUUUAAAAAAAAAAAAGCAUACUUUUUUUUUUUUUAGCUGCUAAGAUUUAGUUCCUCAGAAACGGAUUCAAGUUGCCUUCAGCAGAAAUUAACAAAAAGAAAAACCUUGUGUUCCUUUCCUUUCUAGAGUCUUCCUAAAAACUCUUGUCUCAAGUGUUUUCUAGUUCAGUACCUACCAACGUUAGCAUCUCUCCAAGUCUUGAAACUUGAAUUUCGAGAACACAUUGAAUGAAUGCUUUCAGUGUGAUUCGUUCUAUGAAGUCUGUGGUAGAACGGAAGCCGCUUCUGCUACUUUGCACAGAACCGCACAUUUAUUCUUCCCUUAAUCGUGACUGACACGUCUCCUCCAGUGCCGUACCACUUGUGGAUUCUUUUGUCACCUUCGUAAUCUUCAGCAGGGCAUUAUGAGAAGAUGACUUCGUGUUGUUGUUGUUGUUGUUUUAAUAUUUCAAACGCAUCUGGAUGCAUCCGUGACUGUCCACUGGUGUAGGAAUGGUGGUUUCGUAGUGCGAAACAACUAAUUUAGCCCCUGCUUGGAGAAAGAUGGCGAAAUGUACUACUGAGAAUUUCCACGCUUCCCCCCUGACAAGCAGGAUUAUGUGUUGAAGCAUAGUCUUCCUGCUUAACAAACAGACUGAAAUGGUAGCAACGACACCUAGAAUCCAAACUAUGCCAAACUGUUCUCUCUUUUUUUGUUACUGUGGAGAAACAAGAAAGUACAGAGGUGGGCUGAGGGGUUGGAACCUUGUUAAGCACUUCCAAAGGGGUGUUUGGACAUGGUGGCUGAGCCGAGAGCAUUGUGGGUAUUUCCAUGUGCCAAGUUUGGGUGAACUUAGCUUUGCCUCUGUCGUUCACACACAGUGGUGUAGUCGAGUCCAUUCUGGGUGCCCAGGAAUACUGGAGCUUGCCUUUUCACCCUUUCUUUCUUUUUGCAGAACCAAAUAACAGAAAUAAUGUAUUGUGUACUGUAACUGCCUUUCCACCACGUGUUUUUAUGACAUUGUAUUACACUGCUGGCUUUUAUUAUUGUUAUUAUUAUUAUUUUAACCCUCUCUCCCCAGGAUCUGUCCUGUCGCCUAGCCUCUGUGUGCGAAGCAACAGGACAGAAGCCACGAGAGAAGAGUUAGAAGGGCAAGAAUUGAAAGCAUUUGUUCCGACAACGUGGCGAUCUUGGCAUAGUUGCUUAGGGUUCUAUUUGUAAUGCUAUCAUCGACAUUCUGUAGUUGCGGUUAACCUCUUUCCCCUUCCCUUCCCAACUGGAGUUAUGCCCCCCCUUUUUUUUUUUUAUCAGAUUCAGUUUUGUCUCUUUGUCUAGAAAGAAUUUUCUCUCGUUGGCGCAUGAGCUGUUUUUAAAAAAAAAAAAAUGACUCAAAUGUUGGUUCAUAGUUGUGCCGGGUUCUUGUUGUUGUUGUUUGUUUAUAUGUAUGUUUGGUUUUGGGUUUUGUUGUUUUUUUCAUUUUUCAGAAGAAAAGGCAAUUCAAUGCACAAAGUUGCCUUGGGUCUCUGUCAUCCAUAACCCGGAAGCACUUCUAGUCAGAUGCAGAUUUCAUCGGUGUAUGCAACAUCCUUUGUAAUUUAAAAUAAAAAAAAAAAAGAUGAAAAGGUU
Molecule: messenger RNA, 7809 nt
Organism: Dipodomys ordii (Ord's kangaroo rat)
Lineage: Eukaryota; Metazoa; Chordata; Mammalia; Rodentia; Heteromyidae
Gene: Crebrf
Product: CREB3 regulatory factor
Exons: 8
Coding region: 163-2082 (639 amino acids)
Biological process (GO): response to unfolded protein; regulation of transcription by RNA polymerase II
Cellular component (GO): nucleus
Molecular function (GO): DNA-binding transcription factor activity, RNA polymerase II-specific; RNA polymerase II transcription regulatory region sequence-specific DNA binding
Source: RefSeq, a predicted model, not a curated record